Molecule: messenger RNA, 2733 nt
Organism: Pectinophora gossypiella (pink bollworm)
Lineage: Eukaryota; Metazoa; Arthropoda; Insecta; Lepidoptera; Gelechiidae
Product: zinc transporter 2-like
Exons: 10
Coding region: 294-1526 (410 amino acids)
Biological process (GO): zinc ion transmembrane transport; response to zinc ion
Cellular component (GO): plasma membrane
Molecular function (GO): zinc ion transmembrane transporter activity
Source: RefSeq, a predicted model, not a curated record
GCUGACAUUGUCACGUUUGUGCUCGAAAAAACUGCCCUAGACACAUACGGCUUUGACACAUUCUGAUCGUUUUUGUGACAAAAGUGCAACUGUUGAAUCAUUGAUUAGGUGAAACCGGUCAAAAAAGUGCUUACGUGUUAUCACACUUGCUUUUUAAAUAAAGUGUUGUGACUUUUCUGUAGUGUUUGUCGACUUUAUGUGAUUUAUUAUCUUUUAGGCAAUGUGUCAGUGUUGAUUAGUGUUUAGUGUGACUUGUGUUUUGAUUGUUGAAUAUUGAAAGACGGAUAUUGAAAAUGACGGAAGAUAAGAAGCCAUUGUUACUGUUCAAAGAGGGCAAGGCGUCAUACGGCACAGACUCCGCGACACGAGGGCGGCGCGUGAUAUUUUGCGUGCACGGCAACCCUUCCAGCGGGUGCUGCGCUGUCAUAGAGAACAGCCCCGACGGCGACCCCGACAGGAGAAACGGCAGCAUCACCGAGAUUGAGAGGCAUUGCCACAGAUCUAGAAAUGAAGAAAUAGACAAAAGAGCGCGGAGAAAACUCAUCAUAGCCAGUAUUUUAUGUGUAGUGUUCAUGAUAGGUGAAAUUGUAGGUGGGUACAUAUCCAACAGUUUAGCGAUAGCAACAGACGCGGCACAUCUGUUGACGGAUUUCGCCAGUUUCAUGAUCUCUCUAUUUUCCCUGUGGGUUGCCAGCAGACCUGCGACCAGGCGGAUGCCGUUCGGUUGGUACCGCGCUGAAGUGAUAGGAGCGCUAACAUCGGUUCUGCUGAUCUGGGUGGUGACAGGGGUGCUGGUGUACAUGGCGGUUCAGCGCGUCAUCUACCGUGACUUCGACAUCGACGCCACCGUCAUGCUCAUCACCUCUGCUGUUGGAGUUGCUGUCAAUCUCGUAAUGGGUCUGACGCUCCAUCAACAUGGACACAGUCACGGCGGCGGCGGACACGGUCAUUCGCAUGGAAGCAGCAACCCCGUACUCAAUAAUAAGAAGGAGGGUACAGACGCGGACGUGGAAUGCACCCCUGCGCCGGCGCAACACCACCAGCAGAACAUCAACGUGCGCGCCGCCUUCAUACACGUGCUCGGGGACUUCCUGCAGAGCUUCGGAGUGCUCGUUGCCGCCAUCGUCAUAUACUACAAGCCGGAAUGGAACCUGGUGGACCCAAUCUGCACGUUCCUGUUCUCAGUGUUGGUGCUGAUAACCACCUUCAGCAUCAUUAAGGAUACCCUACUGGUGCUCAUGGAGGGAUCUCCCAGAGGAGUCGACUUCCAGGAUGUGGCAAACACGUUCCUGUCGCUGCCGGGCGUGGUGCGCGUGCACAACCUGCGCAUGUGGGCGCUGUCGCUCGACAAGACCGCGCUCUCUGCGCAUCUGGCUAUACGCACAGGCGUCUCACCGCAGAAGGUUCUAGAACAAGCGACGAGACUCGUCCACGAUAAGUACGACUUCUUCGAGAUGACCCUCCAGAUUGAAGAGUUCAGCGAUGGCAUGGAAGACUGCAGCCAAUGUAAGAUGCCGCAAUCUUAGCUUGUAGGUAGUAGAGUUGUUAUUGCUUGGACCGUGAAUUUUUAGAUGCUUAUUUAACUUUGUAAAGUGUAGAAAAAGUUGUUUGAUAAGUUAAUUGAAAGGGUUUUAGUUUAUAAAAACAAAUCAUACGUUGCGUCCACAAGUCACCAGAUAAUUUAACUUUAUACAAGUUAUCCACCCAUCGGUUGUAUAGACAAUGUACCUUGUACGAUGAUGACCAUUACCAAACCAUCAUCAUAGAAUAAAGAAUAGAUAAUAUUACAUGUAGAACGGACAUUCUCCGCUCCGCACAAACUCGUAUCGGUGCCUAGCUAGAUUUACCUCACCCCCCGCUUGGUUCCACUUUAGACUAAAUGUCCGUAAGGAGUAAGUAGCGCGCGUGCUGCGCUAAAAUCUCAUUCGUAAGCAUGAGUGAGACCGCUUACGAAUGAGAUUUUUAUAUGGAAUGUCUGAGCUGCGCCGUCAUGAUGAAACAAUCAAUAAUGAUGAUGAUGAUGACGAUGAAACAAAGAUUAAUGAUAGUUCCUUGCUAAAUUAUUUCGUAUAAAGUUCACGGUCCCUUAAAAAUAAGCCUGAAAAAUUUUGAAAUUGUCUAUUUUAGCUUACUGUUUAGUUAAGUAAUUAUUUAUUAGUUCGAGUUACUUUCAAUGCUCUUUUAAAAGGAACAUGUGCGUUAGUUUUUACCUACAAUAUAUUAUUUUUUUCAUGAUUUUAUUUAUAUAUAAUUUCGUGGAGUAAUUAUUAUUAUUCUGGUAUAUUAUUGCUUGCAUAUAUCGUUCAAAUGUCUUCCAAAGUAUUGAGUUUAUAUAACAUCAAACACGAUUUUUAAAAGAUAUUUUUGCAAAGGAAUGUGUUAUAUAAAAUAAAAUAGUUUCCUGAAUAUAACAUGUAAAAUGUUAUUUACCUUAAUAUAUAAUUUUUAUAAUUAUAUACACAGAAAUAUAUAAAUAUAAAAAAUAUAUUAUAUUAAAUAAAUAAAUAAUAAUAUUAUUGUAAUAUUAUUAAAUCAAAUGAAUUUAAAAAUGAUAUAGCUAAUGUGAAUGCGCCUUGUUAUAUUUUUGGAUAAAAUAAUUUACAACAAAUUAUUUUGUUAAGAUAUUGUAUUGUAGCAAUAAUAGUUCUUAGUGUAAUUUAAUUUAUAAGUAUAUUGUCAUGUAAGUAAAUAGAUAUAAUUUGGUAUUAUAUAAUAUACAAUCAUGUUUUGAAA